UUCUUGUUACUACUUAGGUUAUCGCGGCAAAGGUUUAGUCUUACCAUUAUGUACGCUAUUUUAAUCAUAUGGCAAGUGGAUAUAGACUCUUGCAAAGCCCUGUUUGUGGCAAGAGCAACAACUCCCGGUUUGUGAUAAGCUGCAGACAGCGUGUCAGCCUUGCAUACGCAGGUACCCGGUGCAAUCUCCAAAAGAUCCCCACAACGACGUCCCACGUUAGUCAAGAGAUUCCUAUAUAAUGGCGCCUACAGCUUUUACAUCUUUAAUCGUUUAAAAAC
This is a messenger RNA of Babjeviella inositovora NRRL Y-12698, 278 nucleotides long. RefSeq lists its product as uncharacterized. Bases 69 to 239 code for a protein of 56 amino acids. Lineage: Eukaryota; Fungi; Ascomycota; Pichiomycetes; Serinales. The transcript has a single exon. The record is from RefSeq and is a predicted model, not a curated record.